Erpetoichthys calabaricus (reedfish) is the source of this 13683-nucleotide messenger RNA. It is a transcript of the gene shank3a, whose product is annotated as SH3 and multiple ankyrin repeat domains 3a. Gene Ontology annotation, cellular component: postsynaptic membrane; dendritic spine; postsynaptic density. The transcript is spliced from 25 exons. Bases 217 to 5766 code for a protein of 1849 amino acids. The record is from RefSeq and is a predicted model, not a curated record. NCBI's taxonomy places the organism in Eukaryota, Metazoa, Chordata, Cladistia, Polypteriformes, Polypteridae. Gene Ontology annotation, molecular function: synaptic receptor adaptor activity; ionotropic glutamate receptor binding.
CCUGGACUUUUUCAAGCAUAACUAAGUGAGUGAAGGAUUCAACAAGAAAACACCAGUGAAUACUUUUAACAGAAAAAUAGUACAGUUUGGGAUGUGUCAGCUGGAGCUGGUUGAUGAUAGACAAGGAAGAAAGACAGUAAGGUAUCACUACAACAUCAGUAAGUGAUGUGAUGUGAGUACUCUGAAGUGCACACAGACAAAACACACUAACAGAGCAUGCCUCUGAGUCCGGCAGCCAGCAAACAUGAGCCAUCCGAUCAGCAGCAAGAGGAGGUGCAGCAGUGUGCUACCAACGGCAACCAGGGGGACUCGGACAGCUCCAGAGAAGACACCAUCUACGACACAAUCCGGGCCACCGCUGAGAAACCCCCUACCAGCCCCAUGGAGGAACCCCAAGCCAAUGGUAUCGUCAUCCGCAUAGGGAUCCCAGACCUGCAGCAAACCAAAUGUCUGAAAUUCAAUACAGAGGCACCUAUCUGGUCCUCGAAGCAAAGGAUUUUAUGUACUCUGAAUCAGAGUCUGAAGGAUGUAUUAAACUAUGGACUCUUCCAACCAGCUUACAAUGGAAAAGCGGGGAAAUUCCUGGAUGAGGAGAGACUGUUAAAGGAAUAUCCACUGCCCACGGUUACUCCAGUUCCUUAUCUAGAGUUUCGUUACAAGCGGCGGGUUUACACCCAGGCUCAUCUGGAUGAUAAGCAAUUGGCAAAGCUCCAUACAAAGGCUAACUUAAAGAAGUUUAUGGAACAUGUCCAGCAGAAGAAUAUUGAUAAAAUUGCAAAACUUUUGGAGAAAGGGCUUGAUCCGAAUUUCCAUGAUCCAGACACAGGUGAAUGCCCGCUGACAAUGGCUGCUCAGCUGGAGGGCUGUGCGGAGGUGAUCAAACUGCUGAAGAAUGGUGGUGCCCACUUGGACUUCAGGACAAAGGAUGGACUGACAGCUCUACACAAGGCAGUACGGACAAAAAACCACACUGCGCUCAUUACAUUGUUAGACCUGGGUGCAUCUCCUGACUACAAGGACAGCAGAGGCUUAAGUCCAUUAUACCACAGUUCCAUGGUGGGAGGAGAUCCAUAUUGUUGUGAAUUACUACUUCAUGAUCAUGCAGUGGUGGGAUGUGUGGAUGAAAAUGGCUGGCAAGAAAUACAUCAGGCCUGUCGCCACGGACAUGUUCAGCACUUGGAACACCUACUAUUCUAUGGAGCAGAUAUGAGCGCCCAAAAUGCAUCUGGAAACACUGCCCUCCAUGUCUGUGCUCUCUACAACCAGGAUAGCUGUGCAAGGGUUCUUCUGUUCCGAGGGGCAAAUAAAGAAAUCAAAAACUAUAACAGUCAAACUGCAUUUCAGGUGGCUAUAAUUGCUGGGAAUUUCGAUCUGGCUGAAAUUAUAAAAAACCAUAAAGAAACUGAUGUUGUGCCUUUCAGAGAAACACCCUCAUACUCAAAUCGGCGGCGAGUGACAUCAAGUGGCACCCUUUCCUCUCCACGCACCUUGCUGCGCUCUGCUAGUGACAACAACAUCAAUGUUGAAGGUCGCCCAUCAUACUCCCCUGUCCCUUCACUCAGGAGUCUACCACCCCAGUUGGCUGGACAGCAAGGCCAGGAAGUGGCUGACAGCAGUUUGCAGAGCACUGCCAGCUCCCGCAGCUCUCACUCCCGUUCACCCUCUUUGCAGUGUGUCCAGGAAGAGAGGGAGCCUGACAAUCUCACACUCAGGAGACACACUAGAGGCAGACACAGCCCCAGUACAGUUACCCCCGAGCCGAGUCCCCCUCCACAGCCACCAGCCCUUUCUGGGCACAGAGGGCCCAAGCGGAAACUCUACAGUGCUGUGCCUGGGCGCACCUUCAUCGUGGUGAAACCCUACACACCCCAAGGAGAGGGUGAGAUCCAGCUGAACCGAGGGGAGAGGGUCAAGGAUGUUCAAUCUAAUGAAAUAGUGCUGAGUAUUGGUGAAGGUGGAUUUUGGGAAGGAACUGUAAAAGGCCGAACAGGCUGGUUCCCAGCAGAAUGUGUGGAGGAGGUCCAGAUGAGGCAGUAUGAUCCACGACAAGAAACACGAGAAGACAGGACAAAGAGACUCUUCCGACACUACACAGUUGGCUCUUAUGACAAUUUCACAUCAUACAGCGAUUACAUCAUUGAAGAGAAGACUGCUGUCCUGCAGAAGAAAGAGAAUGAAGGCUUUGGAUUUGUUUUACGUGGUGCAAAAGCGGAGACUCCCAUUGAAGAAUUCACACCCACCCCAGCUUUUCCAGCACUGCAGUACCUUGAGUCUGUGGAUGUGGAAGGCGUGGCCUGGAGGGCAGGACUGAGAACAGGAGACUUCCUCAUUGAGGUAAAUGGAGUGAACGUGGUGAAAGUAGGGCACAAGCAAGUGGUGUCAUUGAUACGGCAGGGAGGGAAUCAUCUGAUAAUGAAGGUAGUUUCUGUGAGCCGGAAACCAGAAACUGAAGAAGUGGUACGCAAAAAAGCUCCUCCACCCCCAAAAAGAGCACCCAGUACAACCCUGACACUGCGCUCCAAAUCCAUGACAGCAGAGCUAGAAGAACUGGCGUCCGCAAGAAGGAGAAGAGGGGAAAAGUUGGAUGAUAUUCUUUCUGCCCAAGAACCAUCCUUAAGACCUGAAGUUGCAGAGGCAGACUAUAGAGCCGCCACGGUGAAACAGAGGCCCACCAGCAGGCGAAUAACACCAGCAGAGAUCACCUCACUUUAUGAGCGUCAGGGAAUGCCUGGGCAGGCUGGAAUUCUACCAGUGGCUGAGAAAUCUCACAUCCCUUUGCCAAAGGGAAUGUCCAGAACUAAAUCCGUAGGAGCAUCAGAGGAUGACAUGCUGUCAGCUUCAGUGGGAGAGCCACGAUUUCCACGGAGUUCAUCAAUGAUUGACAGCCUAAAGGAAAGCCAUGGAAUCCCUCCCCCUCCCCAAACAGCUCCACCUCCACCACCUUCCCAGUAUUAUAUGGACACAGGUCCACCUCCAGCCUUUUGCCCCCCACCUCCUCCUGGACGGGGCCAUGAACAAUCCCGUUCCAGUUUUAAACCAGGUUCAGAAGCUAAGAUCCAUGGCCUCCCACAAGUUGUCACCACAGCUGAAAUUUACGAGCCACCUCGACCCUCCAUCUCACACAUUGAAAGACAAAAGAAAGCACGUUCUAUGAUUAUCUUACAAGACUCUUCACAUAUACCUGUUGAACCUACAGAUAUUCCUCGUCCCACUACGUCUUCUACCCCUCCAGAGAAGAUUAAAAGAAAAGGAAGAGUGAUUGAUAAUCCCUAUGCUAAUGUUGGUCAGUUUAAUGUAGGUUUGUAUGCUCCUACUAAGCCUCAGCGCAAAAAGAGCCCUCUGGUGAAACAACUUCAAGUAGAGGAUGCACAAGAGAAAGCUUCCUUAGCACUUGCUUCAGCUCAUUCCAGAGACCAUUCACCAACAGGUAGGGUUUCACAUAUUAGUCGAGCAGAAUAUCAACAGCAUCUAUUGCAAGAAAAAGUGCGAGCUCAUGCAGAAACCCAGUUAGUAAAAGGACCAUUUUCUGCUGCCAUAGCUGGAGCAGUGAAAGACCGGGAAAAACGUUUAGAAGAAAGGAGGAAAUCCACAGUCUUCCUAUCAGUGGGUGCAGUUGAGAGCAGUUCUCAAAGCCCAGAGCCACCCUCCUUGAUGCAAUCAAGAUCUAUUGAUGAGCGAUUGCUGGGCAGCAGGGAACAUUUAGGUCAACUGUCUCCAUCAUCCUCUGCUCUUAGACCUUUACCAGGUAGCACUACCUUUAUCCACCCUCUUACUGGGAAGCCAUUGGAUCCAAACUCACCACUAGCACUUGCGCUGGCCGCAAGGGAGCGAGCACUCACUUCCCAGAUCCAACCAUCACUGACAGGUAGUCCAGAACCUAGGACUAAAACUGAAAAAGCAGGGCCAUUGUAUGUGGAAACUCAGACCAAAGAGGCAGAAGAAAUAGACAUAAAAGAUAGGAGGUUAGCAUCACCUACAAUCUCACCAGGAUCAAAAACAAGUUAUGAUCCGACUCCAGAUUCUUCACUUUCCACCAGAAGUCAAUGGGGUACCCCAUCAACCCUUCGAAGAGAACUUGAGAUAAGGACUGAAAAAACAGAAAAAGAGGACAGAAAGCCAGAAGAUAAGAAAAGCAUGAUCAUCAGCAUUAUGGAUACAUCCCAGCAGAAAACAGCUGGCCUGAUCAUGGUUCAUGCCACUAGCAAUGGACAAGAAGUGGGUAUUGAUGAGCCAUCCACUACCCCGAAAGCAGCCCCAGCUGAGCCAAGCAAACUUGCACCUACAGACGCAAAGCCCUCUAGCCCUGCUACCACAACCACUACCAGUACUACCACAAUUCAGCAGUCAACAGGUCCUUCCUCUGACAAAACUCUGGCACAAGGAAGCUCAGAGGAGGAGGUGGAGCCAUUUACAGUUACCCUUCCCCCAGCAUUAUUGUCCUCUAGUGAUGAGGAAACACGUGAGGAAUUAGCAAAGAUAGGGCUGGUUCCCCCACCAGAUGAAUUUGCCAAUGGUGUCCUUGUCAAGGUUCCUGGCGUGCCCAUACCACAGCAGGCCAAGACUAUUGCACCUUCCUCCUCAACCCAAGCAGCAGCAGCAGCACCACCACCUCCUACUGCUGGUGGAACACCCUCAGGGAAGCCCUCAGACACCCCCUUGGUGCCUGAGUCUGCAGCCGACUCAGGUGUGGAAGAGAUAGACACCCGGAGUUCUAGUGACCAUCACCUGGAGACCACCAGUACCAUCUCCACCGUUUCAAGCAUGUCAACACUUUCAUCAGAGAGUGGUGAGCCCACUGAUACCUACACCUCCUUCGCCGAUGGGCAGACUUUUAUACUCGAGAAGCCGCCAGUGCCUCCAAAGCCAAAACUCAAGUCCCAGCUCAGCAAGGGGCCAGUUACCUUCAGGGACCCUUUAUUGAAGCAGUCUUCGGAUAGCGAGCUCCUCUCUCAGCAACAUGCGGCCGCGCUGGCUGCAGCCGCCGGCACCGGCCGACCCCGCUACCUCUUCCAGAGAAGGUCCAAGCUAUGGGGGGAUCCUGUGGAAAUGCGGCCAAUACCUGGGGCAGAGGAUGGCAAGCCCACUGUGAUCAGUGAAAUAAGCUCCAGGCUGCAGCAGCUAAAUAAGGACACACGUUCACUUGGAGAAGAACCAGCUGGAUCCAUGUUAGAUCCUGGAAAGAAAUCUCCUGUUGUUGCUGCAAGACUUUUCAGUAGUUUAGGAGAGCUGCACACCAUCUCCCAGAGAAGCUAUGGAACGACAUAUACCAUUAGACCAGGUAGUCGCUAUCCUGUGACACGCCGGACCCCAAGCCCAGGCAAAGUAUCUGCUACAACUGAGAGGACAGAGCCACUGGGCUCUCCACGACAAUACUCCAUGGUGGCCUCACCCAGCACCCCACCUACCAUCCUCAAGUCAUCCAGCCUAACCAUCCCACAUGAGCCAAAGGAGGUCCGCUUUGUGGUGCGGAGUUCCAGCGCAAGAAGUCGUUCACCAUCACCUUCUCCUUCUCCUACUUUGGGCUCCCCAUUGCAUGCCCUUAGGCCCUUUCUGCAGAAACCCCUUCAUAUGUGGAACAAAUAUGAUGUGGGGGACUGGCUAGAGAGCAUCAACCUGGGAGAACACCGAAUGCGGUUCCAGGACAAUGAAAUUGAGGGUUCCCAUCUACCGGCUCUGACCAAGGAGGACUUUGCUGAGCUGGGAGUUACCCGUGUUGGACACAGAAUGAACAUUGAGCGUGCUUUGAAGCAGUUACUAGAGAGUUGACCUCAGCAGGUCCUUGUAGUUUGUUGAUUUGUUUUCUUUUUUAUUAUUUUUUAAAAAUUAAAUUAUUAUAUUUAUAUUAUACUCGCUGCAUUGCACUGAAUGGAAGAUAGAAAAGUAUUCACCAUGAUCCCUGCCUACCCUUCUGGCCAGCCAGCCCCACCCGUCCGUCCGUCCGUUUUGAGUGAUGUUCUACUUGCGAAGUGAAUGUUGCAUGAGCGCCACUAGAACGUCUAGUCUGUGAAUGCUUGGUGUUGUUCCCUGUCCACAGCUGCCAACCUCAGUCACCCUACACUGCCCCACCCCUCCACCUUCCUACUUCAUCCUCCAAAACCUAAACCUUCUGUGACAUUUUGGCCUCUGAAGGUUUUCCAGUGUGAGAAAAGUGGAAGAAUCUUGUUCUGGAAGAAAUAUUCAGUUGCCUUUACAAAUAAUAAUAAUAAUAGCUAAUCAACAACAACAAAAAGACCAUUUUAAUAAGGGAAUCACAGCUGCCUGAUAUAUUUGGAAAAAAUGCAACAUCUUUAUAGUGGGGGUGGGGGGAAUAGUACAGUUGCAGUGAAAACUAGUUUGUGAUUCCUAAAUUCUUUUACUGACUGUGGUAUCUAUUAUAAAUAGGAGAAUGUUAACCGACACUAGUGGCUUUUUCAUAAUCAAGAUUUUGAUUUUGGAAACUUUUGUUUCCAAAAAAAAAAAAAAAAUAUAUAUAUAUAUAUACAGUAUAUAUAUUAGAUAGAUAUUUUAUUCAAAUGUAGAUGGCGGCUUAAAGAAAAAAAAAUGUAAAACAGAAGUUGUUGUCUACUUCUAGGUUGAGGUUAUAGAACAAAGUUAAAAUUUAUUCCAUCAAUACUUAUGUUUUUAUAUAUAUUUGAAAGCAAAAAAAAUCUAUACACACACACACAUACACACAUAUAUAUAUCAUUUUCUUAUAAUUUUACUAAAGAUCUGUAUGGUAUUAUAUAAAAACAGUGCUGAAUGAUUCUUCCUUAUUAUGAUGACCAUUUUGGUUUGGGAUUUUUGUCUUGGACAGAUACAUUUUAAUUUAAUCACUAUGUCAUCAUAAGCUGGAGGUUUUUAAAAUAUUUACACAAAUAAUGUUAACACUUUAAGACAACAUAGUCUUCCAUCUACAGUGAGGUUAUUCCAAAAAUAAGUUGAGAACAAAAAAAGUCAUAUUAGUUAUUUGGAACUGAAAUAGUAACACUCUCUGUAGUUUUCGAAUAGCACAUAUAACAACCAAGUGCCCUUUAAAGACAAGUAUGUGUUAACAUAAUUGCUCAGAAAUGUCACCAUUGAAAAAAAUCUUACUACCCUACCCAGUCAUUUAAUUUUAUUUCAUUCUGUACAGAUUAUAGAUAGAAAGCAAAGAGUCAUCAAGGUCCACAAAUGCUGUGUGUUUUUUUUUUUCCUUUCCCCUUGUAAAGCACAUGCAGUUUAAAUAAGGCCAUAUUUUGUUGUAUAAAGAACAACAGUAAAAAUUAUUUUAGAGAUCUUCCCUUCACUUACCCAGUAUUUUUGAUAUUUUCAUCAGACAUUAAAAGGACUGGGGAUAAUGAUAUAUAAAAAGUGUUUUUUUUUUUCCCUCAUAAUCUUCUUGUGUUCCAACAGCAUGACCAAGGCCGAAUUUGCUACAAUAGCAAAUUUUUGAGUAUUGCUCUCUGUGUCAGCUGCUCCAAGUCGUACUUUUAAAAGUACAUGAUAUUUAUUUUUACUUUUUUCUGAUUUAUAGUUGCAAAUAAUAGCUGUUUCCAUCUUCCUUUUGAACCUCAACUUUGUGGCAAACGUUAGGUGACUAUGAUGAUAAGACUGUCUCAGUUGUCAACAGAAUGCAACUAAAUGGCACAUUCAAAAUUUGGAAUGGACAACCAGCUUGCCAUCUUGUUGUUCAACUGAGUUCGCCUUUGCUGUUCUACUUGCCUUUUGUGUUGUCUUGAUCAGAGACGAAACAUCCAUAAAUUAAAAAAAAAAAAAAAAACCAUCAUGAUGACCAUUUAUUUAAGACAUGGGAAUGUGUAAAUCUUUGAUGAAAACAUAGCGAUAAAUGUAUAAUCUCUAUUAUAUUUUUUAAUCCAUUGAAAAAAAAUAUAUUUAUUUAAAUAAAAUAAAUUACCUCCCAAAGAUUUUAUUAACCAUUUUCAGAAAGAAAAACAUUAGCUCAAGUGUGCCUGGGUAAAUGAUUCUUAUAUUUCAAAUGCGCACUGCUACUAAUGCUAAUGCUAAAGGUUUUAGAUUUGUAUUUGAAUUAAGUGAGCUCAUUUAGUGGUAAGGUUAUACAUUAAAAGAUUAUGAUUUUUAUUUUUAUCAAUAUUGUUUUACUAGUGUUUGAACAAAUGGGUUACAAAUGUAUUGGAUAUGAUUUUGUUUUUUUAUUUAGGACCUAUAAAGCGCCUAGAAAUAUGUAAAUAUUCAGAAACUUUUUUUUUGUAAUUUUGUCCACACCAACCUCCAUUACUUCAGUUUUAAAUAUACAGUUGAUUUUUAAAAUAGUAUACUUGCAGGUGUUUAUUUCCCAUUCACUAGUACAACGUUUGGUUUUGUUGAGGUAUAACAAACCUGCACAAAAUAAAGGUGCUAACCCAAGACCAGCCAACACAGACACUCCUGAAAUCAGCCCAGAAAUAAAAUUCCACCGCUUCAUGCUGAUUUUCCUUUAUUUACAUAAAAGAGUGGAACUUUUUAUUUUGCUGCAGAAUAAGUAUAACAACUGAAAAGUAUUAGUUGAAUAAUGUAUGAAAGCACUUGGAGAAACUCUGUAGAAUUUCUGUUCACCUACGGCAAUAAAUAAAUAAACAAAUAAUCGAAUAAGUUGCCAUAGGAGCCUAAAUAGUUUGGUAUUUUGACAUCCUGGGAAACUUAACCGGGGCUCUGCAUUAAAAGAAAGUCUUUAAUCAUAUUUAAUUGAACAGAAUUUUUUCAUGAUUAUACUUGUGACAAAGACAAUUAUUUGAUAAUUGAGUGGAGUUUUUGAUCUCCCAUUUUCAUUUAACCUUUUUUAUUUUUUAAUUAGUAAACUGAUUUUGUGAGGUGAUGUCAUGUUUAAAGAGUGAGAAAAAUAAGUGAAAAAAAAAAAUAUUUUAGUGCCAAAAAAAAAAUAGAAUUUUAGCUGUUAGUCUUUUUAACCUAUUUUAAACUGUUUAUUGUUGGCUGUUUGACCCAGCGCUAUGGUGCCAUCUCCUGAAAAUCUUGAGAGUGCAGACAUAUAAUAUAUUCUUACUAUUACUUUUUACAAGUAAACUAAGUAUUGAUUAACACUGCUUCAGCUUGUGUUUCUUGGUUGUGUCUUCUCUUAUGAUACAGUAAAUUGACACUUCAGAAUUUUACAGCUCACAAAUGUAAUGUGAAUCUUUCUGUUCAGGUGAAUUAGAUUUGAAUCCCAACUUCAAUGAAAAAGGACACAUUUAACCAAUUUGGUGCAAACGUGAAAGCAAAUCUUCAUGAGGAGGAACUUGUAAACUCAAACGCUUCUGUCUGGAUCACACUUUACACAAGUGCUAUGUCAAGUGAGCCUCUGCCAAGGUUAGGUACAUCUUUCCUCCGCUGCUCUUGUACUUCAGUGUUAUAAAGGCUAAAUUGAUCUUGCACUUAAAGUUCAGGUUUUUUUUGUUUGUUUUUUCUUUUUUAAAUCUACCAGUCAUAUUUAAUGUUGCCAUUCUUGCUGGCUGACCUUUUGGAUAGUUAAAGUGUAAGAACUGCAUCCUGACAGCUAAUGUUUUUUCAUUUCUCGGAAGACAACAGAAAGUCACUUUGCCUUAUAACCCUCAAAUCUGAUGUAAUGCCAAGGCAGUGGGUUUUAUGAUGACAUUUUUGUCUUGUCUGUUUAGGUUUUAAAUUGACAGCAGUCAUACUAAAGUAGGCUACUUGCUCUAGUGAAUGAUCUGUCUGCUUCAUGCACUUACUUCCAAAGAUCUACCAUGGCAUCUUAAGAUCAGGUUUGCCUGACGCAAACAUCAGUAAUGAAGUGACUGAAUAAAUAAAGGUAGGAGAAAUGUGUCAACAUUACUAAGGUUUAUGAGACAAUUUAAGCCCUUUUAUUUUGAUUUGUGAGUAAGUUUUAUUUUACUGAAUAAAAUAGCAGGUUACUAAGUAACUGACAUUUUUCUUUAUUGGAUGCCAUUUCCUAUACGUAUUUAUAACUUCACAAUUGCAGUUCAAAUGUAUAGUUAUAGGUCUCUUUCAUCUGUGAUUUCUUGGUCCCAACUCAAGCUGAAAAUGUUACUGAAAGGGCAGCCAGAAACAUCUACAGGUUCAGAUUUCUUUAUACACUGAUGCACAAAUUAGGGACACAACUGUGCAAUCCAGCGAUUUCCUUAUUUGGAUCUUCAUUCUAAGCUGUCAAAAUCAUUUUUAAGAUCCAAGGACUGUUUGUUUUUCUACAAUAAACAAGCACUCAAAGAUGCAAGUUCUUUGGUAACCAGUGUCACAUUUGCUGAGGAACUAUGAUAACAUGAGUUGGAGUUUACUGUGCUAGGAGUGGCAUUACAGUUUAAUUGCUUUACUGUGCGGAUAUUAGUAAUGCUAACGCAUAUAUGAAUUUAAAAUCUAAUGAUCUUUUUAAAUAAAAACAUUAAAGCCACCGACGUUUCACCUAGGUAUUUAUAAAUAGUAAAUCAACUUGCAUUUCAAUAUUAUUUAACAACUAUUUCAUUUUGCAUAAAUAUUUAUUUCUUAGAGAGAAAGUGGUAAAUGAAAGACUCUUAAGGGUACAGCUCGAGUAAAUCUGAUUCUAAAUGUAUGACUUGCACGCCUGUAAGGGCAAAAAAAGUAUGCAAAAUUUUAACAAAUGCCAGUAAUGAGAAACAUUACCUCAUCUUAUGGACUUAUUUGCUGAAAUUGUGUUGGGUUUUAACAAAGGAAGUGAGCAGUGUAUACAAAUCUCUUGUCACGCCUAAAUGCACAAGUAAAUUAUUAUAAAAAGCCAACAAGUAAAUUAGAGAUAUGAACAAAUGCUGAACAGUCUUGGUGUGUAGGCUUUCUAACUACAACGCUAAGUUAAGGCAACUCAUUUAAAAAGAAAAAAAAACAACAACAACAAACAAACAAAAUACUUGAUUACCAGAGAAAAACAUGUCGUCUGACACCAGACGCACGCUGAGUGUAUUAGAUGUUGCUUAAGGGGUGUACAAACAUUAAUUGUUGUAAACUUUUGAAUGCAUAGAAAUAAUACUUGCAGAUGGUCCUUGUUGGAACAGACAUGGCAUCUUGGUGAAGUGGACGUGACUCGGCCCUUUUCUGUGUUGCACGGGAUAGUAUCAAAUAACAAAGACUUUACGUUACGCUAGAUUUGCUGGUAAAAUUGUGUAUUUUUGGAUAAGUCAAAAAGAAGAGCGUCCAUUCAAACACAACAUCUACUUCUUUUUAUAAGGCAUUUGAAAGAGAUUUCUAUGGUAAGCAGAUACUUUUGUGAAUAAUGGUUUAUACUAGUCACUUUGUUAAGCAGUCAUGGAAAUAAUUCAUUUUAAAUUCAUUUUUAAAAACUUCCUGCAGCCACAAACAUUAAAAAGCUUUCUGUAUGUUUCUUAAAUAAAUUUCCUAGAGACACAAUCAGCAUUUUAGCUAUAUUAUGUGUUUUUAUAUUUUCUUUUAUGGAAAAAAAAGAAAGCCAUUCUAAAGUGAAAUGAGCCCCAUUUUUUAAAUAAACCUGAUGUUGAUACAAUAUGUAUUCUUAAAGUACUCUCAGUUUACAAAGUACCAAGUAAACUCUGUGAAUAAGUAAAGGUGGAGGGCCAGAGUUCAUUAUCAGUUCUGCUGCAAACUCCUAAAUUGUAGAUUUUUUUCCAAAAAAUGUUUGUACGUGGCUUUUCCAUAUGACUUUCUUUUUUGAUAUGCUACCACCCUCUGCUGUACCCCUGGGCAUCUUGAGUUUUGCAGAUUUACAUUGGCAUUGUUCAGUGCUCUUGAUUUUUUUUUUUAGCUUUAUCACUAAUACCUCUUAUUUAUUGUGUUGGGUUUUUUUCCAGUCAUUUGGCAUUGCUGAAAGCAUACAAUAUUUCUUAUUGCUUAACCUAAAUUAUUGUUUCUUGAACUAUUAUUGAACUGUUUACUUCCAGUUUACCAGCUAUUUUCACAUAUAGUUCCUAGCCAAGUGACGCUGACAUGCUUUGAAUUGGAUGUGUGAUAUAAAUUUGUUUGAAUGCUCACCAAAUUAAACAUGAUAUGUGUAGCCUAGUGCUUCAACAACACUUGAAGAUAGCUUCAUUUGCAACAACAGCUGUUUGAAGUAACCACUUGCUGUUGAUUUCAGAAUUUACAGUAGCUUAUAAAUUCUUCUUUGAAACAGCUUGGUAAUGCAUACGAAUGAACACACGCUCACACUCAAAGACAGAGGUGCAUUACUGCGGUGUACUUUAUUAAACAUCACAUUCUCAAAUCCACUUAAUCCAAAUUAAAGUGGCAUGCAGGGCCAAAGCCUCUCCUUGCAGGCAGCAGCACUGAACAUGGCGCAGGUCCUGCUUAGGACCCACUUAGAGGGCCACUUUGGGAGUGCCAGUUAGUGUAAUGAGCACUUCUUUGAGGAUAUAAAAGGAAAUGCCACUCAGACAACUGGAGAGCAUUCAGGCCCUGGAAAGUGGAUGCCUAAGGCAACAAUGUUGACCAUCAAUAUGAACCACCAGAUUUUCCUAAAUAGAAUAAAACUGUAUGAGCUGGUGCCCUGCACAGGACUGGUUAUUAUAUAGAUCUUGAUAAAGUGGGUUUGAUAAUAUAUGAAUAUACUGAUGCAUAAUAUCCACUCAUAUAUGCAAGCAGGGUGUCCCAAAAAGAUGUUCACAUUUCUGGACAUUAAAGAAUGACAUUUUACAGGUCUGUGAACAGAUGUUUAUCAGGUGCGUAUUGAAGCAAUGGACUGUGACACAUUUUGAACUUGCACAACUGUUCAGAUGACCCCCAGUUUCCUUUCCGUCCUUGUUCACUGGACAGGGAUAGUCCUGUGGUUACGAUUCUGAUUUUGGAUAUCAUUUUGUAUUCAAUUUCCACUACACCAUACAGUGUGUCAUCAGAAAUAUAUGCUGAAAUGGUGGUACAUCUAUUUUGGCACAUCCUGUAGCUAGAAAGAUUGUUUUAAACAAAAAUAUACAAUGCUGGAAAAAUACUUCAAUGCUUUUGUCCAAUAUUAGGUAUAUGCUUUCAGUUUUUUAUCCACUUUAAAUUAUUUUUUACAUUUUAACAAUGUUUUAAACAAUGCAUUACAAAUUAUGGAUCAGUACUUGAAAAUGACCUUUUCAGGUAGUGUAGAAUGUUAAAUAAGUUAAAAAAAACAAAACUACAUCUACAAAAGGUAGUCGGGAAAAUCAAAUAACUGAGGGGUUAAAAUAUUGUUCUGGUCAAAAAAAAUAUGUUUUUUUUUUUGGUCAUAUUUAAUAUUUUCCUUCUGUUUGAGUCAAGCGUUUGUUUGCUUUUAGUUUAUUUCAAAGCUACCCAAAUACUACUUUACUGUGGUUACUAAUGUGGAAGUUUCCAUGUAAGACACCUUUUCAGGUAUUUGCUUUUCUCAAUGGAGAUUUUUAAUCCUUGAAAAAAAUUAAAAAUCCAAGUGCAUAUUCUAAAUUACUUCUCAAGUAUUUUAUAAACCAUAUACUUAAUGCACAUGAAUGAAUAAUAAUGUUAGUUGCCACCAUUUUUAACUAAGAUCUCAGUUGAGGCAAAAGUUACUUAGAUACAAAAUGUUACCAAUUUUUUGACAGUAUUUAGUUUCAUCUGUUCAAAACUUGAAGAGUUCUGCAUAAUGGGCACAGUGAAACACACACCCAAAUGCUUCUCUUUUUAAUAAAAUAUACUUCACACUUUUUUGUAAGAAAUAUUAUUUCAAAAGAAAUAACAUAAAUUUGGGGUGUAAGGGAAACCCUCUAACCUUGUUGUUGUGAUACUUACACCACAGAGAUCUAUGUUUGUUAUAUUAUGUAAUAAAUUUAUAAGUAAACUUUA